UAAAAAGAGAAUCACACACUGGCAGCAUCUUCUUGAUGAAGACCAAUCAGCCAAGCUGAAUGGCUGCAACAAAAAGAAGGAACUGAGAAGCCCGUCUAGAGUUCAUCUGAUGGAAGCAGAGGCUGGCAAAAAUGCAAAACAAGGCACUGGGAAGACGGCCAACAAAGCCAUCCGAAUUGCUUUGGUCAUAUUCAUCACUGGGACUGCUGUUCUUGGGACCCUUCUCUUCUUAGUUAGCCAAGGUUUUUUAAAUCUUCGAGUUAAACAGAAGUACUGCUUGACGCCAGAAUGCAUUGAAGUCGCUGCUGCCAUCUUGAGCAAAAUAAAUCAGUCUGUGGAUCCCUGUGAGAACUUUUUCCAGUUUGCCUGUGAUGGAUGGAUAAAGGAUAACCCAAUUCCAGAAGAUAUGCCAAGCUAUGGAAUCUAUCCUUGGCUGAGACGAAAUGUUGACCUUAAGCUAAAGGCACUUCUGGAGAAAUCAAUCAGCAGAAGGCGGGACACUGAAGCCAUUCAGAAGGCCAAAAUUCUUUAUGUAUCUUGCAUGAAUGAGAAGGCAAUAGAGAAAGCUGAUGCUAAGCCACUGUUACACAUAUUGAGACACUCCCCUUUCCGCUGGCCUGUGUUAGAAUCUAACAUUGGUCCAGAAGGUGUGUGGUCAGAAAGGAAGUUCAGCCUCCUUCAGACCCUUGCAGUGUUCCGUGGACAAUACAGCAACUCUGUCUUCAUCCGUUUGUAUGUUUCACCUGAUGACAGAGCAUCCAACAAACACAUAUUGAAGCUGGACCAAGCCAGUCUCUCCUUAGCAGUGAGGGAAGAUUACCUUGAUAACAGCACAGAAGCUAAAGCUUACCGAGAUGCCCUUUACAAGUUCAUGGUGGAUACUGCAGUGCUUCUGGGUGCAAAUGUCUCUCGAGCUGAGCAUGACAUGAAAUCAGUGCUCAGACUGGAAAUAAAAAUAGCUGAGAUAAUGAUCCCACAUGAAAAUCGAACCAGUGAGGCUAUGUACAAUAAAAUGAACAUUUCUGAACUGAGUGCCAUGAUACCACAGUUUGACUGGCUCAGUUAUAUCCAAAAGGUCAUAGACACAAAACUCUACCCUGACCUAAAGGAUAUAGGUCCAUCAGAAAAUGUGGUGGUCCGAGUACCACAAUACUUUAAAGAUCUAUUCAGGAUACUAGGAUCUGAGAGGAAAAAGACCAUUGCCAACUAUUUGGUGUGGAGAAUGGUUUACUCGAGAAUUUUAAACCUUAGCAGACGUUUUCAGUAUAGGUGGCUCGAAUUCUCUCGGGUAAUUCAAGGAACUACAAUUUUGUUGCCUCAGUGGGACAAAUGUGUAAACUUCAUUGAAAGUGCUCUUCCUUAUGUAGCUGGAAAAAUGUUUGUGGAUGUUCACUUCCAAGAAGAUAAGAAGGAAAUGAUGGAGGAACUGAUUGAGGGAGUUCGCUGGGCCUUCAUUGAUAUGCUGGACAAGGAAAAUGAAUGGAUGGAUGCAGGGACAAAGAGGAGAGCCAGAGAAAAGGCAAGAGCUGUUCUGGCAAAGGUUGGCUACCCCAAGUUUAUAAUGAAUGAUACUUAUGUUAAUGAAGACCUCAAAGCAAUGAAAUUUUCAGAAAGUGAUUAUUUCGGCAAUGUCCUGCAAACUCGCAAGUAUUUAGCACAAUCUGAUUUCUUCUGGCUAAGAAAAGAAGUUCCAAAAACAGAGUGGUUUACCAAUCCAACUACUGUCAAUGCCUUUUAUAGUGCAUCUACCAACCAGAUUAGGUUUCCAGCAGGAGAACUCCAAAAGCCUUUUUUUUGGGGAACAGCAUAUCCUCGGUCUCUGAGUUAUGGUGCUAUAGGAGUCAUUGUUGGCCAUGAGUUUACCCAUGGAUUUGAUAAUAAUGGCAAAAAAUAUGAUAAGAAUGGAAACCUUGAUCCUUGGUGGUCUACUGACUCUGAAGAAAAGUUUAAAGAAAAAACAAAAUGUAUGGUUAGCCAGUAUAGCAGCUAUUACUGGAAGAAAGCUGGCUUAAAUGUGAAAGGGAAAAGGACAUUGGGAGAAAAUAUUGCAGAUAAUGGAGGUUUGCGAGAAGCUUUUAGGGCCUAUAGGAAAUGGAUAAAUGAUAAGAGGCAAGGAGUGGAAGAGGAUCUCCUACCAGGCAUUAAAUUCACCAACAAUCAGCUCUUCUUUCUGAGUUAUGCUCAUGUGAGGUGCAACUCCUACCGACCAGAAGCUGCAAGAGAACAAAUACAGAUUGGUGCUCAUAGCCCUCCCCAGUUUAGAGUCAAUGGUGCAGUAAGUAACUUUGAGGAAUUCCAGAAAGCUUUUAACUGUCCAAUCAAUUCAACAAUGAACAGAGGUACAGAGUCCUGCCGGCUUUGGUAGAUGGUCCUUUGCUCCAUCCCAUCCUCACUGGGGUCUAUUAUGAGAAAAGCUGCAAGUGUGAACUCUAACCUACAACUGCUUCUGACCUGUUUCUCUUCAAAGAUGGGAAGGGCUGAAUUUUGGUUGCAUCUUCAUAAUUUCAGCGAAUUAUGAAUCAAAUCACCAUCUGAUCAGGGCUUUAGGACUUUUCAAAAUGAAAUGGAAAAAAAAGAGAGAAGAGUAAGUUUCUUGAGGAAAAAAAUAAAACCACCCCUUAACCAUGCUGUGGUUGUAGUGCUAUGAUGGAUCACUGCCAUUACCCUUUCUACUUCUUCAUUUGUUGUUAGCAAAAGCUAAGUGAUACAAUACCAUUUUAAUCUAGUGCUUUGCAGGGGGGCAAAACCAAAUGUGUCUAUAAAAAAUUCAAUUUCUCUUACCUGCAAGUCCCCAGAAGGAAGGUGCCUUUCUGGCAGCUCAGGAGGUCUUGCUAUACUGUAGGAUAGAGUGUUUGAUAAUACAGAGUCAUCAUUACACAACAUUUUCUAAACAAUUGCUUACAAUGUGGGAGAGGCUUUUGGUGCUUUGAUUUUCAAAACAAAUUCUAACCUUCAACUGGAUACUCUCAGGAUGCAAUAACAAUUCAUAAUUUGUAAGGAAUGGAACUGGCCACCAAUAUUAACUAGAUGAAAAAGUCCCUGCCCUUUGAUUAAAAAAAAAAACAAAAAAGAAAAAUAUUUGAAAUUUAUCACAUAAGUGACCUUGUAGAAGAAAUUUGCAGAUAUGGAAGCAGUAGGAGAGUUCUAAGGAGACCAGGUUCCCACUUGUUUGUUUAGUGCUUCAACCCUAUGACCUAAAGGCUGUAUUUAUUUAAAAAGAGUUCUGGCUCUAAGACCCUUGUCCUGACCAUCAAGUUGUUUUUACAUGUAUUUGUCUUUAAUUUUGGAAGUCCUUUCUGAAAUGAGAAGACAUCCAAAGAUGUCUCCAAGUUCUUAUAUAUGUUAAAUAAGAACUAAGUCUUCAUUGACUUCCAGCUCAGAUCAUGAGGACCUCCCUGAUUGCAGGGAAACCUAAGCAUUUUUGUAAUUACAGUCUCACUUUUACCUUCCUCAUUAAAAAACAAAGAUAUCAAACAUAGCUAGAUGAUUCCUUGAUUCUUACGCAUUUGGGGUAUACCAAUUUAUUUCAAAGAUUCUUGUAAAAUUUGUUUAAAAAUUUAAAAAAUCCAAAAGAAAGAAAGAAAAAAUUAUUUCCUUACAGAAGAUCUUAGAGUAAAAACCAAACACAUGAUUUUGAAAUCUCAGGAUAUUUAAGUUUGGGUUUUAACUUUAUAAAGAUUCUGUUUGACAAGAAUCCUCUUUCUUUAGUCCAGACAUGUCAGGGAUAAGAACUUACCUCUUUGAAAGUAGUUAAAUCACAUGUCAUGUUCUACUCAGUAUCCAUUUCCCACCUUAAUUCAUUGUAUGUGGCAGGAGGGAGAAUGGGGUUGAAAUACAAAAGAAAUAUUAAGAGCUCAAAAGAACAAUCAAAUCCUGACAGUAAACACUGGGAUCAAUUUUGUUUGAUUCAUCUGAAGCAUCGUUAGUGAUUCUGAAGAUGGAAAACUAAACAUAUUUCAAUAUUGAUCUCUGGUGGAGAGAGCCCUAACAAUCCUAGUUGAUAUGUAUUGCCAGUUAUUAGGUGCAUUGCUGGUUUGGAUCUGAGCACUAAUGUGGCUGGGUUGGGGAAAAGAUUAGCAACAGAAGAGAAACUUUGACCUCAACUGGGCAGGGACGGCUGCAUUUCUCCACUUGGCUUUGCAAAUAGAUGAGCUACAGAAGGAGAGCUACCUUUCUACUUUUAUCAGUCAUGGAUUCCAGUGUGAAAUUAGUUUAUUUUAUUCUUCAUAAUGAAGCUGGGCUGGACUCCUGGUGCUGAUGAAUUCAUUUUCUUCAUCUCUUUCUGUUCAUGUACUUGAAUUACCUUUUGUUUUGUCACUGAACUUGGACAUUUAAUACAGGUUAAGGAAGGCAUGGAGAGCACAUCUGAAUUGUGUUUUUCUCUCUGACGUCUUUGAUUCAACUCUAAACAAAUGUACUUCUUAAUGUCAGAGAAAAUACGUUGUUUAGAACAGUGGCAAUAAGAGACAUCAUUUUGUCUGCGCAUUCUAAGAUGCCAAUGAUUAGCUAUCUAGAAAGACAGAGGCUGGAGGCUCACACGGUUUCUGAAAUGUGUGACUCCUUUCUCUUGAUUCAUUUUUGUUGCGUGGUACACUCAUAGCAUGACAUAUUUAUUUUGGUUAAUGUAAAAUGUGAUCCUAGGUAGGACAAUGUCCCCAAUAACACAGGACUUAAUAAAAGCUCAUGUUUGAUACAACACUACACAGUUUAUAGAGUGCUUUCCUCAUAACAGUGCUUUGAGUCAGGGUUAGUAUUAUAAUCUCUGCCUAGGAUAUGAGGAUGUUGGGGAAAGUGAGGACCAGAUAAGGUAAAUGACUUGGCCAAGGACAUGUAGCUAGUAAUUGAUAGAGAUGGGAUUGAACAUGAAUUUUCGGAUUCCAAGGUCAAUGUUCUUUACACAAUGCCAUUCACUUAUUUGCAUAUGAUGCCACAUGGACUUCCAUCAGCCAUAGGGUCCUGGGUUCAAAUCUCCUGAGCACAAUGGACAUUAAGUUAGACAUAGGAAAAAGUAACCCAGUUCAAUUUGGAGUGAAGGGAACAAGGUAGAAUUUGCUAUAGAAAUAUAGUUCGGACAAUGAAGUGGGAUUUGUGAACAAACACAUCAAAUGGGCUGAAUCAUUAAGAAUUCCCCCCUAUUCCCUUCCAAAUCAAAGUGCCUUAACUAUGAUAAAAUUCUAUGUAUGGGACUGUGAAACAAAUGUUAACUGUGAUGGUGAUCAUCAUAGGAUGAGAGAUUUGGUAGAGCUAAAAGGGAACCAGAGGCCAUCAAAUUUUAUUUUAAUUAUAGAGGAGGAAAUUGAGGCCCAGAGAGGCCAAGGUCACAGAGAGUAAGAAUCUGAGGUCUUUUUGAUUCCAAGAGCAAUGCCUUUUCAUUUCACCUUAUUGCCUGUCAUGAAAUAAAUGAUAUUUAAAGAGACUGGUCUUUGUGUUGAGUUGCUAUGACAAUUCUCACCAAUUCUUGGGCUGAGUGCCAUUACUAGGAAAUACCAGCUAUGUUUAACAAUAAUUCACAUUUCCUAUAGCACUUUAAGGUUUUUAAUGUGCUUCUCUAACGUGACCCUGUGAACCAAUUUUUUUUUUAUUAUCCCUAUUUUAUAAGUGAGGAACUUGAAGAUACAUUGAGUAAUUUUAUUCUUGUGCAAGGUCAGAGAAUCCUUUUGGGGCUGGUAGGAUGGGAAUUGGUUGAGGGACUGAUUCAAUGGUUUAUCAGCAACCUCACAAGUCUAUGCAGCUUCCAUUGGUAUCGGGCUGCCGUUUUCUGUUUUUACUUUUAUGAGAUGGACUUUGAUGUGACUAACACAAGCCUGGCAUUCAAAAACUACUGUGGAGCUUAUUUAGUGCCUUCCUCAGGAGGAGCUUAAAGUGCAGCUCAUAAAUAGAAUCUCACUUAGCCUCAUGGCAUCCUGGGUGACAGCCAGAAGAUAGGAUUGGUCAUACAGGGAUAGUCAUCUCUAAAAAGGAGAUGCAAAUGCUUGGGGAAUAGAAAGGUUUAGUGGCUUGUCAGGCAUCACAGAGCAAAAUUGGUGCAGAUUCUCAGGACCCUGGGCAACUUUCUGACCACUGAUAUACAGAGUUCUCUCUCCUGGACUGUGCCAUUUCUAAAUGCUUUUAUUCAAUCACUACUCCAAUGGACACAUAUUGCUUAAUACAUUUCUUAGUUGUACCUUUUACAUAGAUACUCAGUUGCAUAUUAAAUUACUGAGGGGUAUUGUAUGCUUAUCUCAUAAGAAAUAAUCCUUGAUUCCAGAGGCAGUGCCCCACUGGGUUGAAAAAAGGCCUUUUCUGAUAUUACCUUUUAUUGUAUGAAUUUUUGCCUUGAAAUCCAUUUGGUUGUAUUACUCCCUCUCCCUCCCCUUAUCAAUGUGGAUGGUGAUUUUAAUGACAAUAAAAAUGACUUCGAA
This is a messenger RNA of Monodelphis domestica (gray short-tailed opossum), 6401 nucleotides long. The record is from RefSeq and is a predicted model, not a curated record. Lineage: Eukaryota; Metazoa; Chordata; Mammalia; Didelphimorphia; Didelphidae.